Molecule: messenger RNA, 1455 nt
Organism: Micromonas pusilla CCMP1545
Lineage: Eukaryota; Viridiplantae; Chlorophyta; Mamiellophyceae; Mamiellales; Mamiellaceae
Exons: 1
Coding region: 1-1455 (484 amino acids)
Biological process (GO): RNA processing
Cellular component (GO): cytosol
Molecular function (GO): tRNA (uracil(54)-C5)-methyltransferase activity, S-adenosyl methionine-dependent; rRNA binding; tRNA binding
Source: RefSeq, a predicted model, not a curated record
AUGCCAAACGCCGCCGAAGGCGCGGCGCCUCGCGUGCCGAGUUACCACGACGCGUGCGACCCCGCGACGUACGACGACGCGCUCGCGGCGAAAGCGUCGUCGCUCGCGACGCGAUUCGCGCCUCUGCUCGCGCGCGACGACGACGACGACGACGCGGUGAUGCCCGAGGUGUUCGCGUCGCCGCGGAGCCACUUUCGAUCGCGAUGCCGCUUUCAAGUCGCGCGCGCGGAGGGCGCCGACGGCGCGCUGAGCUACCGCAUGUGGGACGGAGGGAAGCCGUCCGUGAUCGUGUCGACGUUUCCGAUGGCGCUGCGGCGCGUCAACGAGGUCAUGCGCCUGCUGCUCGGCGCCCUGCAAGAGGGCCUGGACGCCGCCGCCGCCGGAGGCGGCGGCGGCGCCGGUCGCGACGACGUGUUGACGACGGGGUUGGAGGCGGCGCACUUUCUCGCCGCGAGAAGCGCGAGAGGCGGCGUCCUCGUCACGCUCGUUUAUUCCUCGCCGAUCGACGCGGCGAGGUGGGUUCCCGCGGCGACGGCGCUCCGGACGCGGCUGGCGUCGGCGCUCGAGCGCUCUUCUCCCGCCGCCGCGGACGAAGAAGACGAAUCGCCGCCGCCGCUUCAUCUCCUCUCGGAAGACGAAUCGGCGCGACUCCGCGUGAACGUGCUAGGCCGCAGCAAGGGCGUCGCGCUGUCCGCGCGCGUCGUCCCCGUCCCCGGCGCUGCGGGCGACGCGUCGCCGUCGCCGUCGCGCCCCGGAGAAACGUACGUCGUCGAGACGUUACGUCUCGACGACGGCGACGCGUUCGCGUAUAAAAACGCGGAGGGCGCGUUCAGUAACCCGAACGCGUGGAUGGCGGAGCACACGCUGACGUGGCUUCGGAGCUGCGCGCGCGCGAUCGCGGCGGAGAGAGGGGGCGCGGGCGCGUCGCUGCUCGAAUUGUAUUGCGGAUGCGGGAACCACACCGUCGCGCUCGCGGGGAUGUUCACCCGCGUCGUCGCGGUGGAGAUCAGCGAGGAGCUGUGCGACGCCGCGAGGGAUAAUUUGCGGCGUAACGGCAUCGAAGAGGGCGUUUCUAUCGUCCACGCGCCCUCGGCGUCGGUCUCUCGCGAACUUCUCCGCGGCGGCGGCGGCGGGCUCGGGCUCGGGCUCGACGCCUUCGACGUCGUCCUCGUGGACCCCCCCAGGGCCGGCCUCGACGCCGACACGCUCGCGCUGGUGAAACGGUUCGAAUACGUGCUGUACAUCAGCUGCGAUCCCGCGUCGUUGGCGCGCGACGCGAUGGGCGGGGAGGAGGGAAACGGAAACGGAAAAGGAGGAGGGACGCUGCGGUUGUCUGACACACACGACGUCGUGAAGUUCGCCGUCUUCGAUCACUUUCCGUACACCCGGCACGCGGAGGUGGGCGCGUGUUUCGCUCGGCGGCGUCCAGACGGCCGGUCGCGCCGUAGUCUAUGA